GGCACAAUUGGAUAGGAAAGAUAACUUAAAUCAUAAAAAAUAAUAUAAUAACAAAAAUAAAAGAGGGUAGAAAAUAAUUCAAGGAGCAAAAAAGAAAUGCAUAAAUAAAUAAAUAACAAUAAGACUGCAGGAAGUAGUAUAGUCUAUCAUGUUUCAUCCGGUUUCGUCGAUACGAUUUGUAGCGUUACAACAGAUGUUGAAAAUAACUAUCUUGGUCUCGGUUGUCUGUUAUAUACUCUCUGAUAUGAAGCCGGAAGUGGAGCUCAAAGAGAAUCAUUAGUUUGAGAACAGCCGAAAGCUCCAGAAGAGCAGAAACAAACACUUCCCUUCACAGCUCAUUCAGGACAGAACUGAAGGGAGAAUUCAGGUGUCAAAGCAGCAAAAACAGCAAACAGAGUGAUAGCAGGAGAAGUACAGGUAUACAAGAUUGACAGCAGGAGAAGUACAGUGUCUCAACGCAGGGAUGGCUCCACGAAUGGACGACGUCAUGCGUCUGUGCUGUGAAAUAUCAGCCCACGAUGAGAUCAAGGUGGCAGUGAAGAACUCCACCAAAGGAGCGAUGGUGGCAGGAGGAUCUGCCUUCGUAGGCGGGCUGCUCGGCGGACCUCCAGGGAUUGCUGUUGGUGGAGCAGUAGGCGGUCUGCUGGGCGCCUGGCUGACCAGCGGUCAGUUCAGACCUCUGCCUCAGAUCCUGAUGGAGUUGCCUCCCAACCAGCAACAGAUGCUCUUUAAUCACAUCACGGCCAUCUUGGGCAACCUGGACUGGACGGACGCGGCCCAGCUCAUCGCCCUCGUGAUGGGCAACGCCACUCUCCAGCAGCAGGUCACCGCCGCGCUGCUUGGCUACAUCACAAAGGAACUCCGAGCAGAGGUGCGCUAUCAAGACUGAGUUCUGCUUAUGCACAUGGACUUUUUCAGGAUGAUCAGGCCUGCCGAGCACAAUCAGAGUCUUUAUAACUUAUUUUUGUACUUAAUUCGAAAAAAGAAAAAAAAAUGUGAAUCAUGGAUGUUUCACUUUCAUGACUGUGCCAAAUGGAGCUGUUAGCGUUCGCUAUCUUGAGACUGUCUAUCCUGACAGAAGUAGAAUGUAACUAAAUACAUACAAGUACUGCACUUAAGUACAAUUUUAAAGUACUUACUCCAUUUUAUGCUUCUUUUCACUUCUACUCCACUGCAACUCAGAGGCAAAUAUUGUUCUUUUUAC
Messenger RNA from Sebastes umbrosus (honeycomb rockfish), 1204 nucleotides. RefSeq names its product protein C19orf12 homolog. The record is from RefSeq and is a predicted model, not a curated record. The transcript has 4 exons. NCBI's taxonomy places the organism in Eukaryota, Metazoa, Chordata, Actinopteri, Perciformes, Sebastidae. The coding region runs from base 464 to 889 and encodes 141 amino acids.